AUGAACACCACAAUUUACGACGACCUCAUCAUCCAAAUCAUAUCAAACCAAUUUGGCGAGUUUGUCGGACGUGUUUCGCGGGAGUUGUUACUUCACCCAACAACAAUUUUUGAUUUAUGGCGAAGAACCAAAUUUCCAUACAGUCGAGUUUACGAGGCACUGUUAGUACUUCUUCAUCACGGCAUUUUGAGGUACUCGAAGGAUGAACCGAUGGUGUGUUCUAUAGACCAAAACAGAGUUUUAUUCUCAUUGCGACACCCACACUUCGUCGCGCUGAUGCAAGUCAAAUUCGGAGACCUUGCGAAGAGUAUUUCAAUGACUCUUUUGAGUUACGGAAUGCUUAACUUUGACGAUCUGUACGCUGUCAUCCAGUCAAAAGAGCCUGAGUUGGACCGUAAAGAGGUCAAAAAAACUUUCGACGAUCUCGUCAAGGCAAAGUACAUCAUGCGAGUCAACAAGAAUAUUUCAGACUUGGCACAACUCGAGAGAACUUCAACACCAGCUCCUUCCUUCUCCAUUAUGAAACAAAACGACGGACAAAAGAAGAAGGGAAGAAAGAAAAGUAAAGCAGAGAUCGAAAAACCAAUACCUAAGAAGAUGAAGGCGGGCGUCGAUAUCAAAAACAUCAACUCUCCUCUCGACCAAGAAAAUCAAGAAGACGUCGAACCAGUUUGGAUGGUCAAUAUCGAAGUGUACAACAAGGAAAACAUUCUGUCUAAAAUACUUGAGAUGGCAACAAAGAAAUUCGACGAGAAGGCUGGGCCGAUUAUCAACAAGAUGUGGGAGUUGUCUGCGUGCGGGAAGACUCCCGUGGACUUUGCCGUGUUGUGCCAAAACUUGAUUGAGUUGCCACCGGAGACGGUGAGAAAGUAUUUAGAAAUGAUGACGAGAGAUGAGCCAUUUAUUGUUGCGAAGAAUCAGUCUGCUGUAGUUGCGGAGACGAAUAGCUAUAAGUUACAGGUGGAAGCAGCAACUGCAUUUUUAAAAGGACAACUGAUCGAAUCGACGUUGUCUUCACGAUAUGGAGUGUUGGCAGCUAAUGUGUUUCGAGUAUUAAAGAUGAAACACGUCUUGACGGACAGUCAGAUAGCAGACUUAUUAAUUGGUGAUAUUGAUAACAUUCGUGGAAUACUAUUCAAGUUGUUUCAAGCGGGAUUCAUCAACGGACAAGAAGUCCCCCGGUCCCACUUGAGAGGAGGAAAGAAUGCGUACUUCAUGUGGUCUGUCAACUUCUCGCAAACAAAUGCUAUUUUGUUGCGAGAGACUGCAAAGGCGAUCAUGAACACAACGGAGAGAUAUCGGAUGGAGAUUUCGAUGAAGGCGGAGUUGAUUGCCAAAUUCAAAGAAGGAGAAGAAAUGCAGAAGUUGUUGCUUAACACAGAAGAAAUGAGUGAAUACAUGUUACUUGAUAAAAGACAGAGACUGUUACUCGACGCACUAUACAAUCUGAGUGGGAUGUUCUUCUGUUUGAAGGAUUAUUGA
Messenger RNA from Entamoeba invadens IP1, 1482 nucleotides. RefSeq names its product DNA-directed RNA polymerase III subunit RPC3, putative. Gene Ontology annotation, molecular function: single-stranded DNA binding. The coding region runs from base 1 to 1482 and encodes 493 amino acids. The transcript has 3 exons. The record is from RefSeq and is a predicted model, not a curated record. Gene Ontology annotation, cellular component: RNA polymerase III complex. Lineage: Eukaryota; Evosea; Mastigamoebida; Endamoebidae.